This is a messenger RNA of Chara braunii, 1699 nucleotides long. NCBI's taxonomy places the organism in Eukaryota, Viridiplantae, Streptophyta, Charophyceae, Charales, Characeae. The record is from the annotation of a GenBank genome assembly.
CCCCGGCCCCCGGGUAGAUGAUCACCAUGCCAACAGGACGAAGGUCUUGGAGGAGGCAGAAGUCGGACUGUGACGUCUUCCUGCAUUUGAAGUACACCAGCAGGGUAAUGGAACCUCUUUCCAUUAGGAAGAUGGUCAAUGAGACCCUCGCAAGGAUAAUCGGCGAUGACACGGCGACGUGGCUGGAGCGCACGAUGAUCGGAUGGACUUAUAACGCUAGCAUCACGUCCAAGCUGUGCAAACCUGUGGAAGUGUUCUGCGAUUUCAAUGUGGCGCAAUGGAUGGAGAUCUAUGACCCAGAACAGUGCCCUUGCAGAACUCGCAGAUACGCGGACAUGCGCAGCCCUGCCUCGCUGAAUCUACUCCAAUCCGAAGGGCACACGCACAUGAUCACACUCGACUCAUCAAUCACGGACAACCCUUUACUGCAAGGGAUCAUGAACUCGGGACUCAACCAUAUCCCCUGCAUGGCUCUGGAUAUUGAUGUAGUGGAGAGCAAGGUGGGCGAAUUCCUGGAUCGACUUAUGGCGAGAGUAAUGGAACUGCAGGAACUUACAGCGUCCACACGGUCACUUCUGCGUAGGGUAAUCCUGAAGAAGGCGAGGGCAAAGAUGUCCAGGUACAAGGAGCAGCAUAGGCACGUGCCUGCGGAACCUUUCGAGCACCCUGCCGUGAAGAGAGAACUGGAGUUUCUCACUGGGCGUUUCCUCAUAUGCCCUACCGACAAGGCGCCUAACACUCCGGUGUUCACGUUCUGUCAGGAGAGUAGCGUGGAGAUGCAGGAGCAGUACGGGGUGGAACCAAACCUGUGGUGGUCGAUUGCGUCUGUCGGAGAACUAUGUGCAAAUCUGCUGGAGAGGAUUUUCUCUUUGUUCACGGCGGACAUCACCAAAUGCUUCGAGACGAUCCCCAUGGAUAACUCAGAGGAUGCGGUGGUGAGAUUCUACGUGCAAAGUGCAAUGCAGGUCAGAGGGAUCCCGAUGGGUUUGGCAUGUUCUCCUAUCGGGUGUGAUAUAUACUUUUUUAAGUAUGAGUAUCAUGCCAUGAUGAGGUUGGCGGACACGGGGAACGCGCAUCUCAUCCCAUACUUCUCAGACACUUUCAGGUAUGUCGACGACAUGGGGGCAAUCAACAACAUCAUCAUCAGGGAUCUUAUGAAGAAGGAAGGAAGGGAGGAUGAUGACCCCUGUUGGAUCUAUCUCGCGGAGUACAUCGAAUUGAAGGAGAAUACGGAGGUGAUCGUGGACGGGGGUGGAUGCAAGGCGAAUUUUCUCAGCAUGACCAUUACGAUCACCUCCCUAGAAGCAGGCACUUUCAUCACCUCGAAACAUGACAAGCGGGAGGGGUUGGGGUUCACCCCUUGCAGGUACGUCAAGUACAGAUCCAACCGGUACACCAAGCAGGCGUUGCACGUCAUCACAGCCCAAGUCGCGCAGAUACUGCUGCUCUACUAUGAGCCACAUGAUGCUGCAUCGGAGAUCAACAAGGUGGUGACUACAAUAAUGGGCAAUGGUUUCGCCAAGGAUGCUUGCUGGGGGGUGGUCAGGAAGACCUUACGGAAUGCUCAUCGCUACCAACCUGGCUUAGUCUCUGUGCACAUGGUUAGGGAGGCGCUGUCCGAUAUGUUUGGCCUCACGGACUGACUGUGCGCUCCUUGUGCGUGUUUGUGUCUGUGUAUGUGCGUAUGUGUGUUGGAUGU